Messenger RNA from Phragmites australis (common reed), 1505 nucleotides. Its product is annotated as receptor-like protein 51. NCBI's taxonomy places the organism in Eukaryota, Viridiplantae, Streptophyta, Magnoliopsida, Poales, Poaceae. The coding region runs from base 35 to 1300 and encodes 421 amino acids. Gene Ontology annotation, molecular function: protein binding. The record is from RefSeq and is a predicted model, not a curated record. The transcript has a single exon.
GCGCUCGCACUGCCACUGUACAUGCUCUGCGUCCAUGGGAACGCCCACCGUCCUGUUCUUCUCUCGCCUCCCCCUGCUCCGCCUCGUCUUCGUCGCGGCCGUCGCCGUCGCGUUCGGGGGUGCGGCGCCGCUGGACCCGCAGCAGCUGCUGGCUCUGCGCGCGCUCGGCCUCAGCGCGCGCCGAGCGGCGGACCCCUGCGGCGCGGACGCUAUGGUUGGCGCGGUGAACGCCUCCUGCGACGCGGGAGCGCCGUUCCGGCGCGUGACGUCGCUCGCCCUCACCAACUGCUCCGACACCACCUCUGUCUCGGCCGCGGCGCUCGAGGCGCUCGCGCCGUCUCUGAGGGCGCUGGCGUUCUCCGACUGCCCGGCCGCGCCGCCGCGAGCUCUCCCACCGGAGCAGCUGGCGUCUGGGCUCCGGGCCUUCUCCUGCACCGCCUCGCUCCACCGCCUCUCCGCUGUGUGGCUCUCCCACCUCACCAACCUCACCGAGGUCACCGUCGCGGACACGCUCCUCGCGACUGGCUCCCCCACCGAGCUCGCCGUCGUCGUCUCCCACAUGGAGCACCUAACACGCCUCACCAUCUCCAACGCCAACCUCUCCGGCUUCCUCCCGCACCACUGGCACUGCCCCAACCUCACCCACCUCGACCUCUCCGGCAACCACAUCACCGGCGCCAUCCCGGACACCCUCACACUCCUCGGCGGCAUCACCCACCUCAACCUCAGCUCCAACGUCCUCAACGGGCAGAUCCCCACCUCCAUCGGCGACCUCAUUUCGCUCACCACCAUGGACCUGUCCAAAAAUUCCCUCUCAGGCGGCAUCCCGGACACCGUCUCCACGCUGCCAGAGCUGGAGGUGCUCAACCUGGGCUCCAACAGGCUCAACGGGAGCAUACCGCGGUUCCUGGCCGAGAUGAGGGGACUCAGGGAGCUCAACCUCGAGAACAACGACUUCGACGGCGUGGUACCUUUCACCGCCAAGUUCCUGUCGAGGCUGCGGGUGUUCAGGGCCGCCGGAAACGGCAAGCUGUGCUACAACCGGUCGGUGCUAUCCGCUGAGAUCGUCGUGGGCGUAGCUCCUUGCGACAAGUACGGUUUCCCGGUGCUGCCACCCCCGGCAACGGCGCGGUCGGAGCGGAGCGCGGACUACGACGACGGCGGCGGGGACGGGGACGCGGACGCCGGGGCCGACACGAGGGGCGGGCCCAGCGCGGUGGUGCUCGUGGUGGCCAUCGGGCUGUCCUGCCUGGCGUUCUUGGUCAUCUUGCUCGUCUGCCUCUGCAAGGUGUGCCGCUGAUUGGCGCGGCGCCCGUGUCGCUUGCGAUUUUUCCAUGCCUCUUUUGCUGAGUUUGUUAAUCGGCCUUGCUCGCUGCUGUGCUGGAAUUGUAUGAACUACUGAUAGCUAAUUCUUAUUUUGCUCUGUAUUUUUUUGGCGCCAUUCUUCGCUCUUGGUCGGGUUAAAGUGUUUAAGACCUUGAACCAGGAGCAAAGAAUAGCUGUAU